AAAUUUAAUACAAGAUGAAUAACUAUUUUAUAAUCACUUGUGUGUUUGCUUUAUUUUUAAAGGGCUAUUCUGCAAAUGAUAGUGCUGAAGGUGAAGAUAAUAAUGACGCUCUUAAUGAAAAGCCAACCGAGGAAUUCCCACAAGAUGACAUCGAAAAGUACAUUGAAAUGUUCGAAGAAACAGCUCGUCAAUUAAAUAAACCUGCAGACGAAGAUGUUACUGCUUUGGAAAACACUAUCGAUAUCUAUGAGGAAAUGUCAGAGAUUGUACAAGUUUUUAUUGAUUUAAAUAUAAAUUCUAAUAAUGUUUACAAAUUCUUACGCGCAAAAGGAUUAGAUCGUGUAAUUGCACCUAAUUUGAAAAUAUUACAUACACCAUUACGUCGACAAUUACUUAUAUUAACAAAACAACUGAUAGAUAUAGCUCCUACAACAGCAAAGGCAAUAAUUCCAGUUAGUAUUCUAGAUAAUCUUUUAGAUAUAUUUGAAAAUGAUCACAUUUUAUCUAUAAAAGCUUAUGCGUUAGACAUCAUACAUUCAUGGUUGCCUGGUAAUCCUAAAAUGCAAGCACGUGUCAUGAAACUUAAAGGUCUCGAUCCAUUUUAUCAUCAAAUAAGUAAUUUAGAUAUAACAGUUAUUCAUACAUUAUUAGAUUUAUUUAAUAAAAUAUUAGAUGAACAUAUAAAAGCUAGAGAAACACCUAGGACUAGAGAAAACGCUGAGGAUUUAGUAAUGUACCAAAGAAUUGGUUUAAUUGAAAGAAUGUCGACUUCACACGUGUGCGAUGGAUUGCUUAAUAUAUUCGAAAGUUCUUUACCUUUUAUACCAAGAACUGGACAGAUAAUAUCUUCAAUGUUCGAACUGGUUAAAAAGAUAAAACCUUUUUGCCUUAACACUUAUAAAGGGAAGUCUAAACCGAUUGAAGUUUUCAAUGAACUGUACCAAUUUGUUAACGAUAAAUCGAAUGAUAAAACAUUUGAGAAGUACGGAAUGAAUAAAACUGAUGUUUACGCAGUUUUAGAAAAGUAUGUACAAGAAUUGAAACAUGUUGUUAAAGACGAGCUGUAG
Molecule: messenger RNA, 1067 nt
Organism: Papilio machaon (common yellow swallowtail)
Lineage: Eukaryota; Metazoa; Arthropoda; Insecta; Lepidoptera; Papilionidae
Exons: 2
Coding region: 15-1067 (350 amino acids)
Source: RefSeq, a predicted model, not a curated record